AUGCACCAUUCUCAGUUGGCGCCACUGCCCAUUGACCUGCCGUUCCGGAUAGUCUCCAAGACUUUUGGACAGGGUGCUUAUGCGAGUCUCAAGAAAGCAUGCCCUCUGAAUGCCGACAACCCGGUCUUCGCCGUCAAGUUCAUCAACAAAGAUUACGCCGCCCGCCAUGGCAAAAUCAGUCCACGACAGCUAUUGAUGGAAGCUACGGUGCACAAACACAUUGGUGACCACUAUAAUAUAAUUUCCUUCUUCCAGACGGGGGAGGACGGCGCGUGGCGGUGGAUCGCAAUGGAGCUCGCCGAAGGAGGGGAUCUGUUCGACAAGAUCGAGGCCGACGAGGGUGUCGGCGAGGACAUUGGCCAUGUAUAUUUCUCCCAGCUCAUCAGCGCUGUUGGUUACAUGCACUCCAAGGGCGUGGGACAUCGGGACAUCAAACCGGAGAAUAUCCUCCUGACGGCGGAUGGGAAUCUGAAAAUCGCGGACUUUGGCCUCGCGACACUUUUCGAAUACAAGGGCGGCACAAAGCUGUCUACGACUUUCUGUGGUAGUCCGCCUUAUAUUGCUCCCGAAGUGAUUACCUGCAGUACUCGAAACCAGGUGAAAGGAGAGGGAUACCGGCCCGAUGUGGCAGACGUCUGGUCUUGUGGGAUUGUCCUUUUUGUCCUUUUGGCUGGAAAUACGCCCUGGGACAGUCCGACAGAGGACAGUUACGAAUUUCACGAAUAUGUUACGACUAAUGCCCGUACAUCCGACGAGCUAUGGCAGAAACUGCCCACCGCGACACUAUCACUGCUUCGCGGUAUAUUGAACAUCGAUCCACAGAGCCGAUUUUCGUUGGAGGAUGUCCGAAGACACCCUUGGUUUACCCGGCAAAACAGGCAUCUCACACCAGACGGCAGACUACGUGACCCCAUCAAAAUAGCCACAUCCAUGUUCGAAUCCCUCCACAUCGACCUUUCCCAGUCCGUCUCCCGCCCUAUGAACGGCGGCAGUUUCGGCGCGGACCGAAUGGAUAUCGACAUUGGCGACGACCUCGGCGCCGAGCACAGAAUUUCGUCAACACAACCCGAAGUCCCUCGAGGGGACAUGCUCAUCGACUGGGACGCGCCCCAUCUAACAGACGUCUUCUCCUCAAGCCAACCAACCAACAAACAGCCAUCAAGCAGCCUCUCCGCCGAAAUCCUCGAAGACGAGCCCUCCAUGUCGCAAUUCUCCCAGCACCCUUCCGUGCCACUCAGCCGCACCCAGAACGCCCAGCGCUUCCACGAUAUUGUUCCGUCGCGCUCAAUGGCCCGCUUCUUCUCCGCCUGGGAGCUUAAAUUGCUUGUUCCGCUUAUCUGCGAGGCGCUGCAUCGCCUUGGUGUUCCUGUCCCGACUGUCCCCGCUGUGUCCCCUGGUGAUAACUCUGCGAUGAUUCGCGUAAUCACGAGGGAUGGCAGGAUGUGCCCGUUGCAUGGUAAGGUGCUCAUCGAGUCUGUCUCUGAGGGCCUCUUCGAAAUUGAGUUUAUGAAGGGGAAGGGGGAUCCGCUUGAGUGGCGGAGGUUCUUUAAGAAAGUUGUCGUGCUCUGCAAGGAUGCGGUGUAUACACCUGAUACAUAG
Messenger RNA from Aspergillus calidoustus, 1599 nucleotides. The record is from the annotation of a GenBank genome assembly. NCBI's taxonomy places the organism in Eukaryota, Fungi, Ascomycota, Eurotiomycetes, Eurotiales, Aspergillaceae.